CACACUCCCCUCCUUCUUCUCGCCACCUCCCACCUACCCUGCCCACCCUGCCCCAAGCUGCGCCAGCACUUUGCCUUUCUGGGGUCUGGACACACAGUGGUCUCGAGCCCCCAGCCCCGAGAGGGCCUCAACCGCCAGGCUCCCUCCUUCCCCACUGCGAGCUGCCAUUGCCUCGCGACCAGGAUGGGAAAUGAGGCCAGUUACCCGAAGGAGAUAUGCUUGCCCUUCGACCAAAAUGAAAUUAAAAAGCUGAGCAAAGGUUUCAAGAAGCUGGACUUGGACAAGUCAGGCACUCUGAGCGCAGAGGAGCUGCUGUCCCUGCCCGAGUUACGGCACAACCCCCUGGUGAGGCGAGUAAUCGACAUCUUCGACACGGACGGCAACGGAGAAGUGGACUUCAGGGAGUUCAUCCUGGGCAUCUCCCAGUUCAGCGUCAGAGGCAGCGAGGAGCAGAAGCUGCGGUUCGCCUUCAGCAUCUACGACCUGGACAAAGACGGCUACAUUUCCAACGGGGAGCUCUUCCAGGUGCUGAAGAUGAUGGUGGGAGACAGCCUCCAGAACUGGGAGCUGCAGCAGCUGGUGGACAAAACCAUCAUCAUCUUGGAUAAGGAUGGUGACGGGAGACUGUCCUUUGAGGAAUUCAGCACUCUGGUCAGAGGCCUGCAGGUCCACAAGAAGUUGGUACUCACUGUGUGAGCCUUUCUCGUCAUGGCAUCGUCCAACUUUUGCUUUCUUUCUCUCUCUUUUAUCUCUACGCAAGGCAUCCAGCGACUGUUUCUCUGCUACUUGGACCUGUUGCUUUUCAAGACUUUGGCUUUGUCACCAACCCAGUGAUAGCAAUUGUUCUCCCAGUGACUCAGGAUACCGCCCAAAGGAGGAGAGGAGCAGGAGGAAAGAAAAGAAAUUGCUUCAGUGUUUUUCGGUUGUUUUGAUUCAGUGGUCAAAAUAUAUAAAGUCAGCAAGAACUUGAAAAGCUCAAGAAUAAGAAAAUACGUGUCUUUGCUCUUCCGUCUCAUGGUGGGAGGAAAUUAUACAAUUUGCCAGGUGCCAGGUGAACUGUCUUCCUUUACUUGUAUUCAGACAUCUUUGACACAUUAUUACUUCUUAUUGUGGCAACAAGGACAAAUGGAUUUCUCUUCCUGAGUAUCUUUUAAUCACUAGCUGCACAACAGAAGCCCAUUAUCCCUGUAACAGGCCACAGCUCCACUCCCCAUGCAUGAUACACCCACAGUUCCCUGAGUGUGUUUGAGGAGUAGAAAUCCAGUCCAGCUCCGCCUGUCAUAGCUUCAGCCUCUGUCAGAAACCAGCCUCGGGGCUUGUGUAAAAAGGUGAUAAACCUGCACCAAGUGCCCAACCUAGCUACCAGUUUUAGUGAGGGGAUUUUCAGGUUUUGCUCCCCA
Cavia porcellus (domestic guinea pig) is the source of this 1400-nucleotide messenger RNA. It is a transcript of the gene Ppp3r2, whose product is annotated as protein phosphatase 3 regulatory subunit B, beta. The transcript has a single exon. Lineage: Eukaryota; Metazoa; Chordata; Mammalia; Rodentia; Caviidae. The coding region runs from base 184 to 696 and encodes 170 amino acids. Gene Ontology annotation, molecular function: phosphatase binding; calcium-dependent protein serine/threonine phosphatase regulator activity; calcium ion binding. Gene Ontology annotation, cellular component: calcineurin complex. The record is from RefSeq and is a predicted model, not a curated record. Gene Ontology annotation, biological process: protein dephosphorylation; calcineurin-mediated signaling.